AUGUUUCAAGAAGAAUUCGGAGAGCGUUUGUUAGCACAGCCUGGAGACCCUAAGUAUUGCCGCUUAGCUGCAAAUGCUCAACUGUUUGCUAAGAUAACUCGGGUGUGUAAAGUCGAUAAAAAUUCAUUUAGGCCUCCGCCUAAAGUUAAUUCUGUUAUUGUUAAGAUCGUCCCUAAGAAAGAAAUACUACCGGUAGACUUUCGUGAAUGGAACGGACUUCUUCGUAUAUGUUUUAGCAGAAAGAGAAAAACUCUUCGGUCUAUCUUUAAGAAGCCUUCAGUAUUAUCUUUUCUUGAACAAAAUCAUAAGAUAUGUUCAGCACUGACUAAUACUACACCCGUAGGAGGAAGCAGCUUUAAAGAGCUUUGUUUAGGCGUUCUUGAAGCUGUAAAACUUGACGAAAAAAGAAGUGUUAGUAUUUCUACAAAUGAAUUUUUUAAUUUGCUCUUAGAAUUUCAUAAGAAAAAAAUUUACUUUCAAAGCGCUGCUGAAUUACAAACAAAUACAAUCAAUGACGACCUUCAGGCUAAUCCUUACUCUG
Eimeria acervulina is the source of this 541-nucleotide messenger RNA. RefSeq names its product dimethyladenosine transferase, putative. Gene Ontology annotation, biological process: rRNA methylation. Lineage: Eukaryota; Apicomplexa; Conoidasida; Eucoccidiorida; Eimeriidae. The transcript is spliced from 2 exons. The record is from RefSeq and is a predicted model, not a curated record. Gene Ontology annotation, molecular function: rRNA (adenine-N6,N6-)-dimethyltransferase activity. The annotation marks the transcript as partial. Gene Ontology annotation, cellular component: mitochondrial matrix.